Megalops cyprinoides (Indo-Pacific tarpon) is the source of this 2221-nucleotide messenger RNA. RefSeq names its product torsin-1A-interacting protein 2. Gene Ontology annotation, biological process: membrane organization. The transcript is spliced from 7 exons. Bases 99 to 1826 code for a protein of 575 amino acids. The record is from RefSeq and is a predicted model, not a curated record. Gene Ontology annotation, cellular component: membrane. Gene Ontology annotation, molecular function: ATPase activator activity. NCBI's taxonomy places the organism in Eukaryota, Metazoa, Chordata, Actinopteri, Elopiformes, Megalopidae.
CAAAGAAGAGGUCUUUCAGGUCUGAUGACUAACGUUAACUGGAACUAAAAGUUUUAUUAACGGGCACAAAGAAUCUUGUAAGCGUAGUGCAUAACUGAAUGGAUCCUGCUGUACUGACAAAGAUGGCAAAUGUAACAACUAUGAGGGUAACAAGACAAACGGCAAAAGUUGCCCCUGCUGAGAAAAAUCAAAGAGCUACCACUAAGAAAAAGAGAAAGAGAAGAGUGACAGAAAAUGAAAUUCCAGCCGCAGAUACCAAUGGUGAUCAGGCGGAGGCGACCGAGAACGAUGAAGACGAAAACUCCCCUAACAAGAUUAGGAAGCUGUCUGGUGGGGGAGUGGAGACCAAUGACAGUGUGGAGGACAUGGAGCUCAAAGACCAGGGUGAGGAUAAGGUUGAAGACCAGGACCAAGAGAUGCUUGAGGCAGGGGAGGAAGAAGAUGAGGAGGAGGAGGAGGAGGAGGAGGAGGAGGAGGGGGAUUCAAGCAACUGUGACAGACAUCAGCAAGAAAAAUAUUCCUCUGGAGAACCUCGAGCACAUAUGUUGAGGACAAGUGUCCCUUACCAGUACACUCAACAACCUCCCACUUCCCUAAGGAGUCGCCGAACUCCCAUUCAUUUGGAAAAUCCUGGGAAUAAUGGUGCUGCAUAUAUCACAGAACAUAAGCCUGUAGUAUGGCAAAGUGACACUUUAAACUAUGAAUAUGUCAUUUUAAUCAUGUUCCUUUCAUCCUCAGACACUCUUCAAAGACACAAAGAAUACCUUAAGGAGAGAGAUAUGUACACUCUGGGCCAUCAGACUGCGGGGGCACUUAAAGCAAGGGAGAGCAUUAGACAGUACAGGCGGGAGAAAGAGUCACCCAGAGAAAACUAUCAAAGCUGGAAAUGGAACCCUUCGUCAGAAGCAAGGGUACCAUGUCCAAGUCAACAGUAUGUGAAGCCAAUGGUGUCUUAUGACUUCAAAGUUCCUUCUCAGAAGCCAGCUGCCAAAGGAGGAAGACAAGCGUUAAGGGAACAGACUGCGAUAAAGGCAAAGUCGUACUCAUCCUUUGCAGGAUGCUGUUGGAAGCUCUGUUGUUUAGGUCUGGUUGUGGUCAGUGUCAUUGUUCUGUUCCUUCUGAUUGGCAAAAGAGUCCCUCAGCCUGAGAGUGGAGCAGACACUCACACAAAAGACUUUGAGGCCAAUUUUCUGGCUGUGGAAUCCCGCUUUCCCAGCCAGAGGGCUGAACUGUGGAAGCGGAGCAAAAUCCACGUGGAGAAGCAUCUCCAGACGGCCCAGCCCACGGAGCCGGUCAGCAUGAUCCUGACCUCGGGUCACAGGGCUGAAAGGACUCUGCAGUGCCUGGCCAGCCAAAUGGCUGCUGCCUUCUCCCAGGCACACAAUGCUACCGUCCUCCACAUAGACGGGAUCAGCGAGGCCAAGCUGGACAGUGACCAGGCCAAGCUGGACAUUGACAACAAGCUUAAAGACGCCUUUGAAGGGGACAAGAGGGCAGCCGUCAUUCAUCGGUUCGAGGAGCUCCCCCCAGGGUCCACGCUUAUUUUCUACAGGUACUGUGACCACGAGAACGCAGCUUACAAGAAGGUGUUCUUAGUUUUCACUAUCUUGCUGCCAGUGGACGAGGUCAGCGCUGAGCUUAGUCUGAAGGCCGUGGAGGAGGUGGUGCAGGACUACUUGCAGAAAAGGUUCCUCUCCUCGUCCCAGCCAGUUUCCUUCAAUCACAUGGAUGUCGAUAAAUUUGGUGGACUCUGGAGUCGAAUCUCACAUCUGAUCCUGCCGGUGGUGGCAGAGCAGGGCAUUGAGGAGCAAGGCUGUGCGAUCUGAGGGAGUUCCCCCCCGAGCUUCACAGUGAGAAGCAAUGUGUGCCUGAUUUUACUCACUCUGUUCCUCUGUUUAAAUUCAAACAUGUUGGAUUACGGAAUGGGUGAAGUAUAUCUGCAAAGGUGUGGUACUGCUAUAAAAACUACCAGGUCCUACUCAUGAGUUUCAGGCAGAUUCACACAUGGUUGCACAUCAGCCAAGCACAUUGUUGCUGUUCUGAGUUGCUGAAUGUACUGUAGGAGACAAAACCUCUGAGCUUUUUUCUCUAAAGCGGUAGAUUUGAUAACAUGCUUUUACUAUGUCUCGACCAUACCUGUUGUCACAUAUUUCAGUUGCACUCUCUACCUGAGGGACAGCACUUAGAGGGACAGGAAAAAAAUGACAUUGUACUACUGGAA